Funneliformis caledonium is the source of this 447-nucleotide messenger RNA. The record is from the annotation of a GenBank genome assembly. NCBI's taxonomy places the organism in Eukaryota, Fungi, Glomeromycota, Glomeromycetes, Glomerales, Glomeraceae.
AUGACUAAGCAACAACUCCAAAAAGAACUUAAAGAAAAAGUAACAGCAGGAGUCAAACCCUCGGAUAUCAAAAAACUUAAACGCUCUAAAAGUGCCGAUGAUAUUCCUAAUCCACCUACUCCUUUGUUAGCCGACCAACUAACCCAAAAGCAAAAAGAGCUAGAAAGCCUAAAAAAAGCAUCCGAAACCAAAUCUACUACUAUUCGCUUACUAAGAGAAAAACUAGACCGUGAUACUAAGGAGCAAGAGAUUAAAGCACUUAAUUCUCAAAUUAAGGAAUUAAAGGAGCAAUUAGAUAAUUCCUUGGAAGCCCGCACUAAGGCUCUAAAAGAUUAUGCUAAACAGCACGAGCAAAUUAAAGCUCUUAAUCAAGAAUUAACUGAAACCAUUGACCAAGCCAGCAGUGAACUAAAUGCCGGUUUUGAUAAUAACGCUCUCAUACAUUAA